This is a messenger RNA of Striga hermonthica, 909 nucleotides long. The record is from the annotation of a GenBank genome assembly. Lineage: Eukaryota; Viridiplantae; Streptophyta; Magnoliopsida; Lamiales; Orobanchaceae.
GUGCUCGAGGCUAUGGAGCAGAAGAUGUCGAGCGAGGAUGUGACCUGGCCGAAGACGAGGUUUACGGGCCCAAUUCGACCUAAGUCAGACAUUUACUGCCGUUUUCACCGAGAUUACGGUCAUACCACGGAGAACUGUAGACAUUUGAAGGAUGAAAUCGAGAGGUUGAUUCGAGCUGGGUACCUGAAAGAGUUUGUGUAUCAGGAUAGAGCCAAAGGGAAAGGAAGGAGAAGGUGUCGGGAGGAUUCGGAGGAAAGAAGUGACAGGGACGAGGAAGGAGGCGACAGAGAUGGUCGAGAUGGUCGAGGAAAGAAGCCGAGGAGAGAUGGCGAUAAGGGAGGGCACGGAGGAGAAGCCCCGAUGAAGAGAGGGACGAUUUACAUGAUUUCUGAAGGGCCAACGGAUGGUGACUCGAAUAGGGUCAGGAAGGAGCAUGCUCGAGCUGUGAAGAGGAAAAGAGAGGAGGUGGGGACUACGGCUCGCAUGCCGGUGAUAAGUUUUAAGGCACAGGAUGCCGAGGGAGUGGUCCUACCGCACAACGAUGCUUUGGUUAUAACCGCGGAGGUUGCAGGCUUUGACGUGAAGAGGGUGUUUAUUGAUACCGGGUGUUCGGUAGACGUGAUGUUCUAUGACUGUUUUGUGCAAAUUAAUAAGGAGUUGAAUAUGGAGCUGAAGCCGGUGACCACGGCGCUUUAUGGCUUCAAUGGAGUAGAGGUGGUGCCGAUGGGUGAGGUAAGUUUGCCAGUGGCGUUAGGAGCGGGAGAGCUGAGGAAGGUGCGCAAGGUGAGGUUUGUGGUCGUAGGAGCUGAAUCAUCUUAUAACAUCAUUAUGAGGCAGACGAGCUUGAAUGCAUUCCAGGCGGUCGUAUCCACGUACCACAUGAUGAUCAAGUAUCCUAUGGGCGAAAAC